UUUACCGCCCAUUGGCGCUAAUUAAUGUUUUUGCUUAGUGUAUACUACAACAUGGACACCAGUAAAACUGCUUUAGCUGUUCUCUGUGGUGCUGUUGGAGGCUGUAUCUUAGGAGCAGGGUACAUGCUAUGGAGAGGGCAUCACCACGGACAUGGGCACGGGCCAUUUACUCAAGGAGAAUUUGAGAAUAUUUGGGCACACACUCAGUAUGGCGAAGAAGAAAAGGAGCUGUUGGAGAAGACCAUCUCAUUCAAAGAGGGUUUGGAGUAUUAUUCAAAGAUUUUUGAGUUGUGUAGCAAAUAUAAAAAUGAGAGCAUUACAUCCCGUGCCCUUGACAUUGGUUGCUCAUUGGGACGGACUACGUUUGAUCUUGCUUUACUCUUUAAUGAAGUGAUUGGCAUUGAUACGUCAGUCAGUAGCAUUGAGAAAGCAAACAAGAUAAAGGAAGAGGGUCAAAUAGCAUACAAGUUUCUCAUCGAAGGAGAAAUCACCAAGGAUUACGUUGGAAAAGUUAACCCUGACAUUGAUAGAAGCCGUGUCAGUUUCAUUGUUGGUGAUGCUUGCGAUUUGCCAUCAGACUUGGGACAAUUUGGAAUGAUUAUAAUUCUCAACGCGCUCCACCACUUUCCUGAUCCUAAAAAGUUCCUCCUCAAUGUUCACAAGCUCUUGGUCUCUGGAGGGAUCCUAAUAAUAGACGAAAUGUACGUCUGGCAUGACAUGCUUGGCCUACCAAAGGAUCGUUGGGUCAGUGGCUAUGUUAAAGAGAAUGGUGAAGAGGUACUAGGGAUCGAUGGGCUAAAGAAUAUUUUGUCGGAGUCCUUUGAGCUGUUGGAGACAAAAGAAAUCCCAUCAAUUACUCGUUGGAAGACACGAAUGUGCAUGAUAGGGUUUUCGGAGGGCACUGUCUGGAAAAGAAAAUAAUGGCACCACUAUUUAAUAGACAAUUUCAUGAUUUUCAUUAGCAAGCAUUAGAUUAUGAAUAAUUAUUAA
This is a messenger RNA of Amphimedon queenslandica, 990 nucleotides long. RefSeq lists its product as uncharacterized. Gene Ontology annotation, molecular function: S-adenosylmethionine-dependent methyltransferase activity. The record is from RefSeq and is a predicted model, not a curated record. The coding region runs from base 25 to 921 and encodes 298 amino acids. The transcript has 4 exons. NCBI's taxonomy places the organism in Eukaryota, Metazoa, Porifera, Demospongiae, Haplosclerida, Niphatidae.